AUGGAUCGGUUAUUAAGGUUGGGUGGGGGAAUGCCCGGAUUAAGUCAAACUUCUCCGCAAAAUGAUGCUCCUGUCGUGGAUACCGCGGAACAGGUUUACAUAUCAUCAUUAGCUUUAUUAAAAAUGUUAAAACACGGACGUGCGGGUGUUCCGAUGGAGGUUAUGGGUUUAAUGUUGGGUGAAUUUGUCGAUGAUUACACCGUUCGUGUCAUCGAUGUAUUUGCUAUGCCUCAAACAGGUACCGGAGUGAGUGUUGAAGCAGUGGAUCCCGUUUUCCAGGCUAAAAUGUUGGAUAUGUUAAAACAAACGGGAAGACCUGAAAUGGUUGUAGGAUGGUAUCAUUCUCAUCCAGGAUUUGGGUGUUGGCUCUCCGGUGUCGAUAUAAAUACUCAACAAAGUUUUGAAGCAUUGUCUGAAAGAGCUGUUGCUGUUGUUGUCGAUCCAAUUCAAAGCGUUAAGGGUAAAGUGGUAAUAGAUGCAUUUCGAUUAAUAAAUCCGAACAUGAUGGUUUUGGGACAAGAACCUAGGCAAACAACAUCGAAUUUAGGACAUUUACAAAAACCAUCAGUUCAAGCGCUUAUACAUGGGCUAAACAGACAUUAUUACUCCAUAAGUAUUAAUUAUAGAAAAAAUGAAUUGGAGCAAAAAAUGCUGUUAAAUUUACAUAAGAAAUCGUGGAUGGAUGGUCUCAUGCUUGCAGAUUAUGCAGAGCAUUGCAAAUUAAAUGAAACCACAUGUUCGGAUAUGUUGGAUCUUGCUAAAAAUUACAACAAGGCACUCGAAGAAGAAGAAAAAAUGACUCCGGAGCAGUUAGCAAUUAAAAACGUCGGUAAACAAGAUCCUAAACGACAUUUGGAAGAAAAAGUCGAUACGUUAAUGACGACGAACAUUGUACAGUGUUUAGGAGCCAUGUUGGAUUCGGUCGUUUUUAAAUGA
Pediculus humanus corporis (human body louse) is the source of this 936-nucleotide messenger RNA. RefSeq names its product 26S proteasome non-ATPase regulatory subunit, putative. NCBI's taxonomy places the organism in Eukaryota, Metazoa, Arthropoda, Insecta, Psocodea, Pediculidae. The coding region runs from base 1 to 936 and encodes 311 amino acids. Gene Ontology annotation, cellular component: proteasome regulatory particle, lid subcomplex. The transcript is spliced from 4 exons. Gene Ontology annotation, biological process: protein deubiquitination; proteasome-mediated ubiquitin-dependent protein catabolic process. The record is from RefSeq and is a predicted model, not a curated record. Gene Ontology annotation, molecular function: protein binding; metallopeptidase activity; proteasome binding.